AUGAACAUUCCACAACCACCUAAUUUUACAAUACAAACUUCUUCGGACCCGCCACAGACUCUAUGGAUGGGAGAUUUGGAUCCACGAUAUGAAGAAAGUACAAUACAAUUCAUUUGGAAGUAUUAUAACAAAUCUGUAAAAGUUAGAUUAAUUCGUUCCAAGAAGAAUCAAUUGAUUCCAUGUACCUCUACAAACAAACAACCGGACUUACAAGAUGGUUCAAUCCAUGUCAAUGGAAUGGAAUUUUGGGAUUCCAGCAUAACACCACUACAUCAUGCAGGAUAUUGUUUUGUUGAAUUUGAAACAACCAAUGACGCAAAAUAUGCUCUAUCAUUGAAUUCAUUACCAAUACCGAACAUGUGGUUUGAAACAGAGACAAACAACAACGACCAAAGUGGGUAUAUGACCAACCCCAAAUUGAGAAGAACAUUCAGGUUGAAUUGGGCUUCUGGUGCCACUUUACAAUGUGGUGUAUCAUUAACGCCUGAAUAUUCUUUAUUUGUAGGACAUUUAUCACCCACAGUGACAGAAGCAGACUUGGUAACUUUGUUUCAAAUGAAGUAUGAAAGUGUAAAGACCGCCAGAGUUAUGACGGACCCCUUGACUGGUGAGUCCCGGUGUUUUGGGUUUGUUAGAUUCGAUAACCCGCAGGAUAGAGACAAUGCAUUGACAGAAAUGUCAGAUAUAUAUUUACAAGGACGGUGUAUAAGAGUCUCCACAGCGUCAGGCAGAUCCUCCAAUCAUUUCCCAGAGCCUCCUGGGUCACCAAGUGCCCAUUCAAUGUCGCCUUCGUCCCCUUUGUCUCCAUUACAGCCCAAUAUCCCAAUGCUAUUACCAACUAAAUCUCAAGCGUCAAUAGGACUGUCUCCAGAGGAAGAAUACAAGAUAUCAGUUGCUACAGCCCAACCAUUAUUGAUGCAAACUGCAAUGCAACUGGUUCAACGACAACGACAACAAUCCAUAGAAAAAGGGUUCGUUGGCAGAAAUGGGGAAGGGCCAAGUAAGAACACCACACUAUUCAUCGGUGGCCUAAAUAGAGAUAUCGCGGAAUGGCAAGUCCAGUUAUUAUUCAGACCAUUUGGCAAUAUCUUUUCUAUUAGAAUCCCACCCUUACGUGGUUGUGGGUUUAUUACAUAUUUCAAUCAGUUAGAUGCACAGGCUGCAAUGAUUGGAAUGCAAGGUUAUGUAGUGGACGGACAUCGAGUAAGACUCGCAUGGGGGAAUACACCUAUUGCAGACUUUCCAGAGUACGAAGAUAUUGUUAAUUUAUUAGGAGCCACUUUAGAACGAAGAUAUUAA
Messenger RNA from Maudiozyma barnettii, 1299 nucleotides. RefSeq names its product Ngr1p (gene NGR1). The transcript has a single exon. The record is from RefSeq and is a predicted model, not a curated record. The coding region runs from base 1 to 1299 and encodes 432 amino acids. Gene Ontology annotation, biological process: mRNA splice site recognition. Gene Ontology annotation, cellular component: cytosol. Lineage: Eukaryota; Fungi; Ascomycota; Saccharomycetes; Saccharomycetales; Saccharomycetaceae. Gene Ontology annotation, molecular function: mRNA binding.